AUGAGGAUGGAUAACAAUUGCGAACACAGAGACGCUAGAAACGUGCGAAAGGGCACUGCCGGAUAUACAUCUUUUCGUUUCUUCGAGGGUGAUACAGAGCAUGGGAUCCAAGACUUGCGCGACUUUUGUGAAGCCAAGGACGCUGCGGCCGUCAUGGGACGAAGAGUUUUCCCUCAUGGUGCGAUGAAGGAUGCGAGGAGAACAUCCGACAUUGACGACUCGCCUGCUCUGACGCUAUGGCUGCUCCCAUGCCAGGUUGAGGAGGACAACGCUGAGUUGGAGAUGGUUAUAUACAGCUUUCACAAGAGCGGUAAGGACGGGACGGACCGUGGAAGCUGCCCUGUGAAGUGUGCUGCUGUUUCCAGGGAGCCAUACCUUCGUCGGGAGCGUGAUAGUUCGCCUACACGUGACGUCGUCUCCGAGGACGACAUCGAGAACGGGGAGACGGUCGACGAGUGGUACCCUGUGAAGCUGAACCAGGGGCUCAGGCUCACUGCGCCUGCUCUUCCUUCUCUCGCUCUCUUUGUCAUGUUGACUUUGACUCUCAAGAACGGGCGGGGGCCGGAGGAUCCCCUGCUGCAUGUGCAGCUGACUGUCGCGCAAUUCCGGUACAAUAGGAGAAGAGUGGGAGGGAGGAGGGGGAGAUGA
Guillardia theta CCMP2712 is the source of this 648-nucleotide messenger RNA. RefSeq lists its product as hypothetical. The record is from RefSeq and is a predicted model, not a curated record. Lineage: Eukaryota; Cryptophyceae; Pyrenomonadales; Geminigeraceae. Bases 1 to 648 code for a protein of 215 amino acids. The transcript has 4 exons.